This is a messenger RNA of Pistacia vera, 2003 nucleotides long. Its product is annotated as probable xyloglucan galactosyltransferase GT14. The transcript has a single exon. Lineage: Eukaryota; Viridiplantae; Streptophyta; Magnoliopsida; Sapindales; Anacardiaceae. Bases 293 to 1822 code for a protein of 509 amino acids. Gene Ontology annotation, molecular function: glycosyltransferase activity. The record is from RefSeq and is a predicted model, not a curated record.
UAGAAUAAAAUAAUUCCUUUUUCACCUAGGGCGUCCCAGUUUAUUCGCUUUUGUUUUUAAUUUCCCAACAAAGUAACGGACGUUUGCUCCGUUUCUCAAACUUCUGGCACAAAUCCAAAGAAAAUUUCCAUUUAUCUAAUGGUUAUGGAGCUCUCAGCUCUUAAUUUGUUGUCCAGGCCUUUGAGUUCAUCAUCCUUUUUAUGAGCUCCGAUUUCUGGAGUUUGAAGCAAGACAAAAGGCUCAGCUCAACACCAGUUUCACUUGCUCGUCUUCUUGUUCUCUCUUCCACUUUAUGGAGAAGCCCAUGACUGGAAAGUUGUGUAAUCAGCAACUGGGGUGUGUGAUUCUUCUCUCCUUUGUCUUAUGUUUGGUCUUACUUUGCUUUGAUUAUUCAGCUUUAACUGGUAGCAAUAAUGGGGACACUUCCUUAGUCAACAAUUAUGUAAAUCCCAUAAGCACUCAAUCUUCAAAUUCCAGUGAUCCUAUUUCUCCACUGCCCCACAAUCCACUUGUUUUUGUCUUCAAUAAAACUGAUUCAGAUCCUUGUUUGGGUCGCUAUAUUUAUGUGCAUAAUCUUCCCAGCCGCUUCAAUGAAGCCUUCCUCCAGAAUUGCCAUUUGCUCACACCAGGUACCGAGAAAAAUAUGUGUCCAUACUUGAGCAACCUCGGUCUUGGCCCUCGAAUUCAGAAUCAUGAAAUGGUUUUGUUAAAUGAUAGUUGGUAUUUGACUAACCAGUUCUUGUUAGAGGUUAUUUUUCACAAUAAGAUGAAGAAUUACAAGUGUUUAACGAAUGAUUCUUCACUUGCAUCAGCUAUUUAUGUGCCCUUUUAUGCCGGACUUGAUAUCAGUAGAUAUCUGUUUGCCGGUGCUAGCACAUCACUGAGAGACUCUUCUGCAAUUGAUUUACUCAAGUGGGUAAGAGAAGGAGAAGAGUGGAAAAAAAUGUGGGGUAGAGAUCAUUUCUUUGUUGUGGGAAGGAUUUCUUGGGAUUUCAGGAGACAAACUGAUAAUGAAUCUGAUUGGGGUAGCAAGUUUAGGUUCUUGCCUGAAUCUAAUAACAUGACAAUGUUGUCGAUUGAAGCGAGUUCUUGGAACAAUGACUUUGCCUUACCAUAUCCAACAUGCUUCCAUCCUUCAUCAGAAGGUGAAAUUAUUCAAUGGCAAGACAAAAUGCGAAGGCAAAAAAGGCGGUACUUGUUCUCGUUUGCUGGAGGUCCAAGGCCUGAUCUUCAAGGUUCCAUUAGGGGAAAGAUUAUAGACCAAUGUCUAGCUUCAGGAAGUUUAUGUAAAUUGAUAGAUUGUAAUUAUGGUGCUACAAAUUGCAACAACCCUGUUAACGUGAUGAAGGUGUUUCAAAGCUCAGUGUUCUGUUUGCAGCCUCAAGGGGAUUCAUACACCAGGAGAUCAAUUUUUGAUGCGAUUUUGGCUGGUUGCAUUCCAGUUUUUUUCCAUCCGGGUACUGCUUAUGCUCAAUAUUUAUGGCAUUUACCAAAGAAUUAUACAACAUAUUCUUUGUAUUUGCCGGUGAGAGAUGUUAAAGAUUGGAAAAUGAUGAUUAAUGAGACAUUGCUUGGAGUUCCAGAGGAUAGAGUGUUAGCAUUAAGAGAGAAGGUUGUAAAGCUGAUUCCAAGAGUAAUUUAUGCAGAUCCAAAGUCUAAAUUAGAGAGUGUGGAAGAUGCAUUUGAUUUAGCAGUUAAGGGAAUUCUUGAGAGAACAGAGGGAGUUAGGAGGAUUAUUAGGGAGGGAAAGGAUCCUGCUAUUGGUUUUGCAGAUGGAGAUGAUUUUAAGUACACAUUUUCUGCGUAUGAGGAACAAAGUUGAAUGGUAAAUUUCAAACUCAAUGCUUUUAAACUUAGGAUAUUCACAUCACAUGUUCUUUCCAAAUAGGAAUAUUGGGAAAUAUAUAGUUGGCUUGUUCAUGUAAUCUUUAGAAGAAUCAGCAAUCUUUUUCAAUGAUUGUGCUUAUAUUAUACAGUUGAGCUCAUAGAAUUUUCUUUUGUAA